AUGGCACUCGCUGCUGCAGGAACUGCAGGGCUUCUUGUUCUUGAAGCAUUGCCGGAAUUGAUUUUAUGCAAAGCGAUCGGAACAACUGUUGCGGGGCUAUCCGAUUUAGCUCAAAAACAGAAUGAUUUUAAAAGAGAAGAACUAGAAACUCAAAGAGUCCUGGCAGAGAACGAAAGGGUGAUUUCCGAGAAUGAAAGAAUCAAAGCUGAACAAUACGCGAAAGCAAUGUCAGACCGAGACCAAGAAAAGUAUCGCAAAAGAUUGAAGAGAGAGCUUGAUGAGAAGAACCGAAAGCUUGAUGAAAAGAUUGAGGCUGACAGGCAAACAAUGCAAGAUCUUCAGAGUACUGUGAAGGACUAUCAAGCAAAGAAGAAUGCUUCAAAUUUUCAUUUAGUUCGACAAAAACAAUGCGCAACUCAUGAAUAG
This is a messenger RNA of Oikopleura dioica, 426 nucleotides long. NCBI's taxonomy places the organism in Eukaryota, Metazoa, Chordata, Appendicularia, Copelata, Oikopleuridae. The record is from the annotation of a GenBank genome assembly.